CCGGACACAGUGCGGCCCGAGCGGAGGCCGCGGCGCCGCCCUCCGGUCCUGAGGAGGCCGCGCCGCCGGACCCCGCCCCGCCUUCCCACCCGCGCCGACGCGCACCGACUGGCCCGGCGCGGCCCGGCCCGGCUGAGCGCAGCAAGCAGGCUCACAGUGACCCCCAUGGUGGGUGGGCUCCUCCGUCGGGAUGAGAGUGUUGAGAGAGAGACUAAACCAGCAGCCCCAGGGAAGCACUAGACCCUCAGAGCACAGGAUCCCCUCCCCAAGGACAUGAAGCUGUUGGAGAACUCGAGCUUCGAGGCCAUCAACUCGCAGCUGACCGUGGAGACUGGAGAUGCCCACAUCAUCGGCAGGAUUGAGAGCUACUCAUGUAAGAUGGCAGGAGACGACAAGCACAUGUUCAAGCAGUUCUGCCAGGAGGGCCAGCCACACGUGUUAGAGGCACUGUCCCCGCCCCAGACCUCGGGCCUCAGCCCCAGCAGGCUGAGCAAGAGCCAAGGUGGUGAGGACGAGGGCCCCCUCAGCGACAAGUGCAGCCGCAAGACCCUCUUCUAUUUGAUCGCCACGCUCAAUGAGUCCUUCCGGCCUGACUAUGACUUCAGCACAGCCCGAAGCCACGAGUUCAGCCGGGAGCCCAGCCUCAGCUGGGUGGUGAAUGCAGUUAACUGCAGUCUGUUUUCGGCUGUGCGAGAGGACUUCAAGGCCCUGAAACCACAACUGUGGAACGCAGUGGAUGAGGAGAUCUGUCUAGCCGAAUGUGACAUUUACAGCUAUAACCCAGACUUGGAUUCAGACCCCUUUGGGGAGGAUGGCAGCCUCUGGUCCUUCAACUACUUCUUCUACAACAAGCGGCUUAAGCGGAUUGUCUUCUUCAGCUGCCGCUCCAUCAGUGGAUCCACCUACACUCCCUCGGAGGCAGGCAAUGAGCUGGACAUGGAGCUGGGAGAGGAGGAGGAGGAAGAGGAAGAGAGCGGAAGUGGAGGCAGUGAGGGCGGACCCGAGGAGACUAGUGCCAUGGAGGAGGACAGGGUCCCGGUGAUCUGUAUGUGAGGAGGAGCAGAGGCCCCAGCUUCACCCAGCUUCAACCAGUGCCUGGACCUGCCCACCUGAGGUGCCCCAGGGCCUCCCCAGCUGUUGGGGAGACCCUGGCGCUGCUGCAGCUACAGCACCGCCCAAGGCCACGCCCACCUAGCCCUCUGGCUCCAGCCUAUCGCCGGUCACUCACCCCACAGGCUCCUGCUGCCGCAACUGUGGUUGGAUUGGACAGUACAGCACAGGGCUUGGUGGGAAUAGCCACUGCCCUGCCCAAACGAACUGACACAGGCAGGGACAGCUGGACCACAGAGUUUAUUUUUGUAUUUUGUACUGGAUCAGGCCUGGGCCUGCACACUCCAGCCUGAAGGGCCCGAGACUCGGCAAGCUGGCCCCAGCGGUCAUCCGUCCUGGGCUUGGGCUGGCCCCUGGCGCCCCCUGUACCCCCCACCUCGCCCGUUGGGCAGCGUGCACUGAGUGUCACUUUGCUGCAGCUCGUUUGUUUCCAAUAAAAGUUUCUGUGACUUA
Molecule: messenger RNA, 1563 nt
Organism: Diceros bicornis minor
Lineage: Eukaryota; Metazoa; Chordata; Mammalia; Perissodactyla; Rhinocerotidae
Gene: MAF1
Product: MAF1 homolog, negative regulator of RNA polymerase III
Exons: 9
Coding region: 274-1053 (259 amino acids)
Biological process (GO): negative regulation of transcription by RNA polymerase III
Cellular component (GO): nucleus
Molecular function (GO): RNA polymerase III core binding
Source: RefSeq, a predicted model, not a curated record